UGUAGGUAGAUCUUUACGUGACUUCUUGUAGCUGAUGAGGUCAUUCACAAGUUGUAUCGUGACCCGGAAGCAGAAGUUAUCUCUUUGUAGGAGGUUAGUGUGUGCAGAUAGAAGCGAGAUAUUUUAACUGAAAAUGGCCGUGGAAUCUCGAGUCACACAAGAAGAGAUAAAAAAAGAACCAGAGAAACCCGUCGAUAGAGAAAGGACAUGUCCGCUGUUACUGAGGGUGUUUACAACUAACAAUGGCAGACAUCACAGAAUGGAUGAAUUUGCCCGGGCAAAUGUCCCAUCCAGUGAGCUGCAGAUCUAUACAUGGAUGGAUGCAACACUGAAGGAGCUAACCAGCCUAGUGAAAGAGGUCUACCCAGAAGCUCGAAAGAAGGGCACGCACUUCAGUUUUGCGAUUGUCUAUCCAGAUCCUAACCGCCAGGGCUACAGGGUGAAGGAGAUUGGCAGCACAGUUUCAGGAAGGAAAGGCACAGAUGAUUCCAUGACGUUGCAGUCACAAAGGUUCCAGAUAGGAGACUAUUUGGACAUAGCAAUAACACCUCAGAAUAGAGCACCGCCUCCACUGGGACGCAUGCGACCUUACUAACAAGAUCAGCAAAAUAAAAGGGCUUCUGGGCUGGCCAAGCCCCUCCCCAAGUAGAUUGACCUGCAUUCUGUACAUUUUCAGUAAUUGUCUCAUUCCCACAUUAUUCAAAUUGCAGUUUAUUUUUAAAAGCUGUUCUAAACUUCAUUGAUGCAAAUACCCUUUAAAACAAAGUCAUGGUUAUAUCCCCAUUUUAGAAGGAAUUGCCAUUGCAGAAUGCUUUUUGUAAGAUUUGCAUUCAUUAUUUUUUUGCAAUACAGAUUUUGUCAACUGUUUAUUUGAUGCAAGGAAAAAUCUAAUCCUGUUAGAAAUGUACUUUUGGAUUGUAUGUUGUGUUUACGUUAAUAAAUACCUGAAAUUGUUUUGAUUACA
Acipenser ruthenus (sterlet) is the source of this 964-nucleotide messenger RNA. It is a transcript of the gene sap18, whose product is annotated as Sin3A-associated protein. The record is from RefSeq and is a predicted model, not a curated record. Gene Ontology annotation, biological process: negative regulation of DNA-templated transcription. Gene Ontology annotation, cellular component: nucleus. The coding region runs from base 134 to 595 and encodes 153 amino acids. Gene Ontology annotation, molecular function: transcription factor binding; transcription corepressor activity. The transcript has 4 exons. Lineage: Eukaryota; Metazoa; Chordata; Actinopteri; Acipenseriformes; Acipenseridae.